Molecule: messenger RNA, 885 nt
Organism: Adineta ricciae
Lineage: Eukaryota; Metazoa; Rotifera; Eurotatoria; Adinetida; Adinetidae
Source: the annotation of a GenBank genome assembly
AUGUCAACUACUCAUUUGGGUAAAACUAAUCUGAAAAUAUCGAGAGUUGGCUUAGGUUCGAUGCCAUUGGCAAUUAACGGUCGACCAACACGUGAAGAUGCGAUUAAAGUCAUUCAUCGUACACUUGAUCUUGGAAUAACGUUAAUCGACACAGCUGAUGCGUACUGUGCAGAUGAGAAUGACAAAAACUACUGUGAAAAAUUAAUCUGUCAAGCACUACAAACGUAUCAGGGUUCGGCAAAUAUUAACGAUAUCGUCGUUGCUACGAAAGGUGGUCUUGUCCGUCCCGGUGGAGCAUGGGAGACAGAUUUAAGUCCAUCUCGCCUUCGCCAAGCCAUACGUCAAAGUUACGAUAGUCUUGGAGGACGGAAGCCGAUUCCUCUAUGGCAAUUACACGAUUCUCCUCAAGAUGAAAAGUAUACAUUGAAAGAGAUAUUCGAACCGAUCUGCGAAGCAGUUCAAGCUAACCUAAUUCAAUAUGUUGGUGUUUCGAACUUCAAUCUUGAACAGAUCAAAGAAGCGCAAACUUAUGUACCAAUUCAUGCCGUGCAGAAUGUUUUCAGUUUGUUUAAACGCGGUGCUGAAACAGAUGGUGUUUUGAAAUAUUGUGAAGAUAAUCAACUAACAUUUCUAGCUUAUUCACCCAUGGGUGGACGAAGGAAACACAAGAAACUCAACAAAGAUAAGUUUCUUACAAAUUUAGCAUCGAAAUAUAAUUGUUCAACGUAUUGUAUUGUACUUGCAUGGAUUCUAUCUAAAUCGAAAUGUAUCGUUCCCAUACCUGGUGCUAGUCAAAUAACGUCGAUUGAAGAUUCAGUCAAGGCAUUGGAUAUCCAUCUUACUCAGGAAGAUAUUCAAAGCAUCGAUAAUCACACGUUUAUAUAG